Molecule: messenger RNA, 735 nt
Organism: Colletotrichum chrysophilum
Lineage: Eukaryota; Fungi; Ascomycota; Sordariomycetes; Glomerellales; Glomerellaceae
Exons: 1
Coding region: 1-735 (244 amino acids)
Cellular component (GO): cytoplasm
Molecular function (GO): glycosyltransferase activity
Source: RefSeq, a predicted model, not a curated record
AUGUCCACCAAAGCAAUCUCCCAGCUCCAAUCCGUCUUCGACCUCGUCAUCCCCGUCACCACCGUCACGGCCCUCACAAAGGACAACCUCUCCCUCAUCGGCCGGCCUGACCUGCACGCCACCAUGACCAAGGUCCAGCUGUGGUCCCUGACGCAGUUCACCCGCGUCCUCUACCUCGACGCCGACACCCUCGUCAUGUCCAACCUCGACCACCUCUUCUCCCUGCCGCUCGACAUCCCCUUCGCCGCCGCCCCGGAGAUCGGGUUCCCCGACUGCUUCAACAGCGGCGUCAUGCUCCCCCGCCCGGACAUGGCCACCUUUGCCGAGCUCACGGCCUUCGCGACGCACGUUGACUCCUUCGACGGCGGGGAUCAGGGUCUGCUCAACGUCUUUUUUGGUGAUGGCACGCGGAACCACCCGUCGACGCUGCUGCUGAAGAAGUCCAAGGGUGGGCCGGGGAAGGAAGCAAAAGAGGGCAGCGCAGAGAGAAACUGGUACCGGCUGAGCUUCACGUACAACAUGGAGAUGCACAAGGUGUACCGCUUCUACAUCCCCGCGGCGCUGCGGUACCGCGACGAGCACAAGAUCCUGCACUUCAUCGGCAAGGACAAGCCGUGGCACUUUGACGAGGGGAGGGUCGAGAUGGAGGAGGACGCGGGGCCGUACCAGCACUUUUACGCGGACAUGGUCGGGAAGUGGUGGGAUACGAGGAGGUCCAUCCAAGCUGCCAUUUGA